AUGGUGCUUCCCAAAAAGGUCCUUCCACAAUCUCCUCGCAUAAAGGAGAUGGGCUUUGUGGAAAAGGCUGGGAUAACUCUGGAAGAAUUUCAGGAAACAUUUAUCGCUAGGCUGAAUUAUGAGACUCAAACCCGCGCCUCAAGGACUAUACCCGAUGCAAGGCUGUUCGCGAGAGGCGUCUAUUCCAUAACUUCGGCACAACAUGGCUCCUAUCUGGCCUACUUGCUUAUAGACCCUGAAAUAUUGGUCCUGUUCAGAAGGACUUCGGGCUUCAAGAGCAAGGAAGGUGGCUGGUUCACUCGAAGAAUCCGAAGGUUUCCAGCCCACCAUCUUUCAGUCUUCCUAACAACCCAAGGUAUCCUAGAAGGGUGUAGUUUUGAUAAAUUAUUCGGUAACCACCGCUGGGUAGCGUUACAACCUAAAUUGAUUGACUAUCCUAAUGCCCAAUUCCUCCUCAUCGAGCAGUGUAUCCGACAAGACUUCUCCGCUGUCCCUGGGGGCAGACAUGAAUCUAUGGAUACUCUGGAUAAACAACUUGACGAACUGCGCCAUUGGAGUGAUGAGAUGGAGAAGUCACAAUUAGGAUUUGACUCGAUUUACGGAGAUCUGGGCCUGGAGGUUGAUCACCAUCUCAAGAUCUCUACCGUAAAAAUCAAGGAUGCUGCACAUCGUGGGCUCUUCGACAGUGGAUACGAGCGAGAAUGGUUCUCGACCUUUGAGACAAAGCCCGAGGCGAUGGAAGAACUCGCAGCCUCGGAGGGAACGGGGCUUGCAGUUUAUGCCGUUGCGUGGGAUGGUACGAAGUUCAGGCUUCGCGUGUCGACAUCUCCGAAUGACUUGGAGUUGACGACUGAUAGUAAAGAUGGCCGGGUUGUGAUUCCACUUUAUUACGUGGUACAGACCAAUGUUCCCUAUUGCACCCACGAACGGAAGCCUACUCAUGAUACCCAUAUUGAAGAGGUGUUCAAGUCCUAUAUAGACGCUCGGAAAUUUGCAAGCACUUUGCUACUUUCGGAGAAGGAUAGAAUAAAAGCCUCCAGCUACCAGGAGUACACUGAGGCUGAUAUAAAUGAAAGAGACUGUGAAUUAGGGGAGAAUGUUGUGGUGCACGCGGUAGGUGGCAAUGAGGAGAAUUAUUUCGUUAGUGUUGUCACAGGUCAGGAGCUCGAAAGUGUACGACUUGAAGCAUCGCUCAAAAUCUGA
This is a messenger RNA of Penicillium daleae, 1203 nucleotides long. RefSeq lists its product as uncharacterized. The transcript has 4 exons. Lineage: Eukaryota; Fungi; Ascomycota; Eurotiomycetes; Eurotiales; Aspergillaceae. Bases 1 to 1203 code for a protein of 400 amino acids. The record is from RefSeq and is a predicted model, not a curated record.